CAAGGACGACCUUCUCGCCAUCCAAGCCGAGACCAUCGGCACCAAACCGCAGUACAGCCAAGUCUUCUGGAUCAACUGUGCCAGCGAAUCUACGGCCAUCGACAGCCUCAUGGGUAUCUUCCCAGACAUGCAAUCUAGCGACAUCAAAGAACACGCCUCGAGGUUCCUCGCCAGCAACCGCAACUAUCUUCUCAUCAUCGACAAUGUCGAUGACAUCAGCGUGGCCGAUUCUGUGUUUGAGCACUCCAAGUCGGUCGGGUUCGGCGGCGAUGUGAUCGUGACGACUCGGCUUCCGCUUCUUCCCGACGGCGCCUUGCUCAAUGCCAUGAGUGCAAACCUCCCCGAGUUCCAGCAGGAUCCGCUCAGGCUUUCGUCAUGGCCCAGCCAUGUGGCUCUCGAGUACCUGGUCUCGACCACACCCACGCUUGCUGCAAAGCUCGACUCUGACGAAGCCAAAACAAAGCUGCAGAGUCUCAUCGCCAAAGUCGAUGGCUAUCCCUUGGUCAUUCAAGCGCUCCGCAGCUAUGCCGAGUGUGGCGGCAGUCUGCUCGACGACAUUGAGACGAACUUUGAAGACAUUCUCCGGGACAAGAAUGGUGAAGACAGCAACCGAUCUUCCCUCGGCGCUGUCGUCCAUCUUGCAAUUGAGGCUCUGAUGAGGCGAGGAGAAGAUGGCGCCGAGGCGUGCAAGAUGUUUGGGGCCGUCACUCUGCUGGGUCCGGAUGCCAUUUCCUCUGAGCUUCUCAAAUCCAUUGCCGAGGAAAUGAAGCUCUCUACAGCCCCGUCAACCCUGACGCACGUCCUUUGCGAGAGCGGCUUCCUUCGAGGUGGUGCCAACGAUAUGUUCCACACCCACGCCUUGAUCCAGAAGGUUGCUCAUGAUUUGAUCAAGCAUCGCAGUGAUUUCAAUAUUGACGAUAUCGAAGAAGCCACCGGCAAAUCCCUCUUGGCGCUCACGGAGUCGCUGGACCUGCAGUCCCUCCCGCUCUCGGAUCACUUGGAGCAGUAUGCCUGCAUGGCGAUUCCGGAAGUGCAUACAAAGGAGCUGCACGGCUCCAUCAAACUUCAGAUAGCCCUCCUGGCACAAAAGCGUGCCCUGUACUCCAAGGCCAUGCGAACCCACCAGCAAAACCUGGAGCGGUCCAUACAAUACUAUGGGACUAGAGAUCAACUCUUUGUCGCCCAUAUUCUUGGCGGCAUUGGUAAGACCGCAGCGAGCCAGGGCCGCUACGAGGAGGCAAUCCAGUACCAUCAAGAGGCUUUGGAUAUCCAGGUCAGGCUCUGCGGCACACGAGAAGAUCUCGGUGUUGCAGCCACAAUCGUCGAGCUUGCCAAUCUCGAGAGCGCCCAGAGUCGAUACGAUGCCGCCAACGCGCUGCUUCAAGAAGCAUUAGACAUCACUAUCAAAGUCCAUGGAACCCGCGAGCACUCUGACGUUUCGGAAAUAUUAUUGGAGAAGGCAACCCUCGAUGAAAUGGAAUUCCGUUUCGAUGCCGCCAUACAGCAUUACGAAGAAGCCAUCGAAAUCGAAACCAAGGUUCGCAAGACUCGGCAGACCCAGGUUGUAGCCGACAUCAUCUAUCACAUCGGUUCGACCCUCAGCACCCAAAAUCGCUUUGACGAGGCCUUCCGCCGCUACCAAGAGGCACUUGGAAUAGUCCGAAACGACCACGCAGCCCACGCUUCCCCUCUUACUGCCAUGAUCCUCCAAAACAUGGGCUUUGCAGCCGCCAAGCUGGGUCAAUACGAAGAUGCCCGCCGGUACUACCAGGGGUCGCUCGACAUCAACACCAAGAUAUAUGGCACGCGCGACCACCCCAGCGUCUCCGAGAUCCUCUAUUGGAUGGGCAUCCUGGCCAAAGACCAGGGGCGCUACGACGAGGCCGUGGCUCUCUACGAAGAAGCCGUAGCCGUCAAAACCAGAAUCUUUGGAACGCGAGACCAUCCGCAGAUCGCGACCGUGCUAUUUUCUCUCGGCUUUGUCUCGUAUCGCCAGGGUCGCCUGGACGAUUCUCUUCGAUACUACCAGGAGGCACUCCGAAUCAACAUCCAAACCUUUGGCACCAGAAUGCACUCGGAUGUGGCCCAUGUGCUCUACAGCCUCGGCGAAACCAAGAGAGCCCAGCGACAGCUGGACGAUGCCAGAGCCUACUACCAGGAGGCAUAUGACAUCUUCAUGUCCAUCUAUGGCACCCGUGAGCAUCCAAAUGUCGCUGUCGCCCUCAUGGGCUUGGGCAACGUCGCCAAGAGCCAGGGCCGGAUCGACGAGGCCUACGGUCACAUCCACGCGCAGCUUGAUAUCUACACCAAGCUCUACGGAACGCACGAGCAGCCCGAUGUUGCGCUCUCGAUGGUGGGGCUCGGCAACCUACUGAGUAUACAGCGGCGCUUUGACGAGGCAUCAAAGUACUAUGCCGAUGCUCUCCGGAUCCAGAUCAAGCUCUUUGGCACCCGCCAGCACCUCCAAGUGGCCAGGACCCUCAUGGCUAUGGGCAACAACGCCGAGCGCCAAGAUCAUCACGACGACGCACUCCAAUACUUCCAGGAGGAAGUCGACAUAUUUCGCAAAGUCUCUGGCUCCGACAAGCUCCCUGAGGUGUCCACGACCUUGGUGAAGAUGGGGAAGAUUGCCAAGCGACAAGGCCGCGACAACGCCGCCCAUGGCUAUUUCCAGCAGGCACUCGAUGUGGCCCUGAAGCUCUACGAAACUCCCGACCAUCCGACGGUUGCAUCGAUCCGUAUCGAGCUCAGCAAGCUUGGUCGCGACCAAAGCGUGGACGGGCACUCGCUCGAGCAGCUGCAGGAGGAACUGGAUCUGAAAGCCAAGGCGCUCGGAACUCGGGUUCACGUCGAUGUUGCCCGUCUGCUUGCCACCAUGGGCCACAAAGCCAGGAACCAAGAGCAGUUUGCUGACGCACAUAGAUUCUUCAGCGAGGAGCUUGCGAUCCACACCGAGCUCAACGGCACGGUCGAGCAUCUGUCCGUUGCCAAAGCGCAUGUGUCGCUCGGACUCGUUUCCAAGUCACAAGGUGACCUUGAUGUCGCUCUGGAGCACUUCCGAGUGGCCGUUGGCAUAUUUGAGACCAUCCAUGAAACCCGCGACCACCUCGACAUUGCAAAAUCGCUUGCCAGCAUCGGAACUGUGCUGUGGAAGCAGGGCUUCCUGGACGACGCCCUGGACUGCUUACAGGAGUGUCUCGACAUCUUUGUCAGAGUCUAUGACACUUGGGAGCACUACGAGGUCGCUCGGACGGUCGAAACUAUCGCUGUCUUGAACGACAGGCGCGGCAACCAUAACGAGGCCCUUCGCAACUUCCGGGAGGCGUAUUCGAUCUACAAGCGCCUGUAUCAUAACGACUUGCAUCCGGCUGUUCAAAAGGUCCAGCGGGAGAUUUCUCGGCUCACGAGGCGACGGUGGUAGAGGGAUGAGAGCCGCCUGAUCGUGGGUGCUCUCCGUGCGUAUGGGAGAAUGACUGGGUGCAGCAUGUCGGCGAGCGUAUGAGAUCGGGCGAGGGAGUUUGUUCGGCCCUUGGCGGUGCUGGCAUUCGUAUUCGUGACUUUGAGAUCAAGACGUACUUACAGCGUUCCAAGAACAAGAUGAGAUGCUGCGCAAUUAUCAUCGAACAUGCAAGAUAGUGUGGGUCCGAUAAACCCGGCUGCAGCAAAUGCUGAUCACCUCGACAGCCUCCGAAGUGAAGGCUGCGGGGUCGUGUAUCAAAGGCCAUGGUGAUCCAAUGGCAGUUUACAACAGUAUCCGGGGAAAAUAACCGAGGAGGGAGGGUCAAAGCAAUGGAUAUUUAUAAGAUACAAUAAUUAAGGUAAAUCAAACCCUCC
Messenger RNA from Polychytrium aggregatum, 3834 nucleotides. RefSeq lists its product as uncharacterized. The record is from RefSeq and is a predicted model, not a curated record. Gene Ontology annotation, molecular function: protein binding. Lineage: Eukaryota; Fungi; Chytridiomycota; Chytridiomycetes; Polychytriales. The coding region runs from base 110 to 3421 and encodes 1103 amino acids. The transcript has 2 exons.